GUGUGGCGCUGGUAGGUUCGUCACUGUUUGGAGUUGGAGUGCCUCUCGAGCUUGUGUUUUCGGUUCAAUUUCUAGUGCGGUUAGAAUUUUGUUUAGUUUCAAAUCUUAUUCGAAGGAAAAGUGUUUGUCGCAAAUAUUACUUUCGAUAAACAUAGCUAGCUAUAACGUUAUCACACAGGAUCUUAAUAAUAUUAAUCAUCACAACACCGGAGUUCGUUUAGUCAGCGCAACUUGUGUCGAGAUGAGUGUGGAGGCGUACGGGCCGAGUUCUCAAACGCUCACCUUCCUGGACACGGAGGAAACGGAGCUACUUGGAGCAGAUACACAGGGCUCGGAGUACGAGUUUACCGAUUUUACUUUACCUAGCCAGACACAAACUCAAGGCCAAACCCAAAGUCAACUGGACAAUCAGGUGAAUGGUCCCGAUGAAGGACUCCACAAUGGAGGGGUGGAUGAUGUGGCCAAAGCUAGCCAACUCCUUGCUGAGUUAAACUUUGAGGAGGACGAGGAGGACACCUAUUACACCAAAGACCUCCCGCUGCAUGCCUGCAGUUACUGUGGCAUCCAUGAUCCGGCAUGUGUAGUUUACUGCAACACGAGCAAGAAGUGGUUCUGCAACGGACGCGGCAAUACGUCUGGCAGCCACAUCGUCAACCACUUGGUGAGGGCCAAAUGUAAAGAGGUGACUCUGCACAAAGACGGGCCCCUGGGCGAGACGGUGCUGGAGUGCUACAACUGCGGCUGUCGCAAUGUCUUCCUCCUGGGCUUCAUCCCUGCCAAGGCAGACUCUGUGGUCGUACUGUUGUGCAGGCAGCCAUGUGCCAGUCAGAGCAGCCUGAAGGACAUCAACUGGGACAGCUCCCAGUGGCAACCGCUGAUCCAAGACCGCUGCUUCCUGUCUUGGCUGGUGAAGAUCCCCUCAGAGCAGGAGCAGCUCCGGGCUCGCCAGAUCACCGCCCAGCAGAUCAACAAGCUGGAGGAACUCUGGAAGGACAAUCCCACAGCCAGUCUGGAGGACCUGGAGAAGCCCGGCGUGGACGAGGAGCCACAGCAUGUGCUGCUGCGCUACGAGGACGCCUACCAGUACCAGAACAUCUUCGGCCCGCUGGUCAAGCUGGAAGCCGACUACGACAAGAAGCUUAAAGAGUCCCAGACCCAAGAUAAUAUAACGGUCAGGUGGGACCUGGGGCUCAAUAAAAAGCGGAUUGCCUAUUUCUCCCUGCCCAAGACGGAUUCAGGUGACAUGAGGCUGAUGCAGGGAGAUGAGAUCUGCCUGCGCUACAAAGGAGACCUGGCCCCCCUCUGGAAGGGCGUUGGGCAUGUCAUCAAAGUCCCCGACACACCCUUUGUGAAAGACUAUGGAGAUGAGAUUGCUAUAGAGUUGCGCAGCAGUGUCGGGGCGCCAGUGGAAAUACCCCAUAACUUCCAGGUGGAUUUUGUCUGGAAGUCCACCUCCUUUGACAGGAUGCAGAGUGCUCUGAAGACCUUCGCCGUGGACGAGACAUCCGUGUCGGGCUACAUCUACCACAAGCUGCUGGGUCACGAGGUGGAGGACGUGGUCAUCAAGUGUCAGCUGCCCAAACGCUUCACUGCCCAGGGCCUGCCGGACCUCAACCACUCUCAGGUGUAUGCUGUGAAGACGGUGCUACAAAGACCUCUCAGUCUCAUCCAGGGGCCUCCCGGGACUGGCAAAACGGUCACUUCUGCCACCAUCGUCUACCACCUGGCCAGGCAGGGCAACGGGCCUGUGCUGGUUUGUGCUCCCAGUAACAUUGCGGUGGAUCAGCUGACCGAGAAGAUCCACAUGUCGGGCCUGAAGGUGGUGAGGCUGUGUGCUAAGAGCAGGGAGGCCAUUGACUCCCCUGUCUCCUUCCUGGCUCUGCACAACCAGAUCCGCAACAUGGACAGUAUGCCAGAACUGCAGAAGCUGCAGCAGCUGAAGGAUGAGACCGGGGAGCUGUCGUCCGCUGACGAGAAGCGCUACCGGGCCCUGAAACGCACCGCUGAGAGGGAGCUGCUCAUGAAUGCGGAUGUGAUCUGCUGCACCUGUGUGGGGGCCGGAGACCCUCGUCUGGCCAAGAUGCAGUUCCGCUCCAUCCUGAUCGAUGAGAGCACACAGGCCACAGAGCCAGAGUGCAUGGUGCCUGUGGUUCUGGGGGCCAAGCAGCUGAUCCUGGUGGGGGACCACUGCCAGCUGGGCCCGGUGGUGAUGUGUAAGAAGGCAGCCAAGGCCGGCCUGUCCCAGUCCCUGUUUGAACGGCUGGUGGUUCUGGGCAUCCGACCCAUCCGCCUGCAGGUCCAGUACCGCAUGCACCCGGCCCUCAGCGCCUUCCCGUCCAACAUCUUCUACGAGGGCUCCCUGCAGAACGGCGUCACGGCUGCUGAUCGCAUCAAGAAAGGCUUUGAUUUCCAGUGGCCACAGCCAGACAAGCCCAUGUUCUUCUACGUGACUCAGGGCCAGGAGGAAAUCGCUAGCUCUGGGACAUCCUACCUGAACAGAACUGAGGCAGCCAAUGUGGAGAAGAUCACCACCAGGCUGCUGAAGGCUGGGGCCAAGCCUGACCAGAUAGGCAUCAUCACCCCCUAUGAGGGCCAGAGGUCCUACCUGGUGCAAUACAUGCAGUUCAGUGGUUCCCUCCACACCAAGCUCUACCAGGAGGUGGAGAUUGCCAGCGUGGACGCGUUCCAGGGCAGGGAGAAGGACUUCAUCAUCUUGUCUUGCGUCAGAGCCAAUGAGCACCAGGGCAUCGGCUUCCUGAACGACCCUCGCCGUCUCAACGUGGCCCUCACCAGAGCCAAGUACGGGGUGAUCAUUGUGGGCAACCCCAAGGCCCUGUCCAAGCAACCUCUGUGGAACCACCUGCUCAACUACUACAAGGAGCAGAAGGUCCUGGUGGAGGGACCCCUGAACAACCUGAGGGAGAGCCUGAUGCAGUUCAGCAAGCCCCGCAAGCUGGUCAACGCCAUCAACCCUGGAGCCCGCUUCAUGAGCACUGCCAUGUAUGAUGCCCGGGAGGCCCUCAUCCCUGGGUCUGCCUACGACCGCAGCAGCGCAGGGCGUCCAUCCAACAUGUACUUCCAAACCCAUGACCAGAUGGGCAUGAUUGGGGCGGGGCCAGCCCACAUGGGGGCCAUGAACAUGCCCAUUCCCUUCAACCUGGUGAUGCCUCCGAUGCCCCCCCCAGGGUAUCUGGCUCAGUCCAACGGCCCGGCUGCAGGUCGUGGUGGGGCACUGAAAGGCAAAGCAGGCCGUGGGGGGCGCCAGAGGACCCGGGGGAUGGGGAAUCACGGGGGCAGCGGGCAGGGCAAUGGGCCCACCAGUCAGGCCAGCCAGUCCAUAUCUUCCCAGCCCUUCUCCCAGGGGCCUCUCACCCAGGGCUACAUCAACAUGAGCCAGCCUUCCCAGAUGAGCCAGCCAGGCCUCUCCCAGCCUGAACUGUCCCAGGACAGUUAUCUGGGUGAUGAGUUCAAAUCCCAGAUCGACGUGGCUCUGUCCCAGGACUCCACCUACCAGGGUGAACGUGCGUAUCAGCACGGAGGCGUGACAGGGCUGUCACAGUACUAAAGUGUUGUUGGAAGAGGAGCUAGGCUUGAGCUGAGCUUAGUUCAUCAGCAUUUUAAUCUGGGUAAUAAUAAAAACAAAAAACGGAUACCUGUUUUCCUCUGCUACAACUGAAGCACCAUUGUGUGAAAGCAACAGGAGAGAGAAACCAACCAAUCAUGAGAGAGAAAGCGACAGACAGAAGAGACGGCCAGGAAGAGAGAGCGAGUGGGAGUGAGGAACCCCAGCUGGCGCACGGGGACGAGGAGAGCGAGGCAGCGGCAGGAGUUCGAGCUGUCGUGACGUAGACGCAACGUGAACGAGGAAACAAAACGAGGCAAGGAAAGAUGCCCUCCCCCACCACUUCCAAAACCCCUUCCCCACCUCCGCUCCCCACCUCACGCCUCUGUCCAUCGGAAUGACCAGUUUUCCAAGGGACCUCACUAAUUUAGCAGUGAAAAGGGAAAAACAAGUUCUCGAGCAACUUGGCUGGGGGACUGCAUUCCGUUAACUCUCUGAAAGCGGAUAACAAGAAAGUCUGGGGGGGGAGGGGUGGUGUGAAACGCUUCAAAAAGGCAACACAGGAAAUCCUCACCUCAAAGUUGAUCGGUUGUCAAACCCGUUUGAUACCCAGACUCGAUUGGAUUGAUGUGGAGGAUGAGUGGCAGUGUUGAUCUAUUAGACCUGAAAUCUAAUCAAAUGGCCGCAAGAGGAACAGUCUCCAAGAGGAACAGUCUCCAAGAGGAACAGUCUCCAAGAGGAACAGUGGACACUUCAAGUCGUUGUCGUUCAACUUUGAGUUGAAAAGGUUUCUGCGCUAAAGUCUGAGAUUAAAGAACUUUGAAUUUAAAUGCCUUUGAUUGCCUUGGGAACCACUGGCUUUUUCACAAGGUCUUUUCAGAAACAGGUGGUUUACUAGAAGUUGAGUAGCGUGGGGAUGUCAGAGAAAGGAUGUGUAUCCAAGAGAUCUGGAAUCGUGACACUUUGUUUCUGGAGUACCUUUUCUUAUUGCAGAGCACAAAGCAAAAAAAAAAAAAUGUUGAUAUAAAAAAAAUGACCAGCAUUGAAGAAUUAUUACGUCAAUAUUAUUUGAAGUUCCAGCAAAGGCUUUUACGAUCUGUUGACAGAGGGGGUGAGAUACCACCCACUGUACUAUUGAACAGAGCAUUUGCGUUGUUUUUAAACCUUUUGUAUGCUUCCAUUGGCCUCAGCUUUAGGUAAUGUUUAACAUGGGUAAGUCCUGGUGGUUGUGAUACUGAUUUGCAUGACAAGAUUCAAAUUGACGAUUGAGCUACUAAUGGAAUCUGAUUUCUACCGAAGUCUACACACUUGUUACUAUUGAAGUUUAAGGUGGGUGGCUGAGUGUGUAAAAUAAACAGUCAAGUGCAAGAACAGACAAAGAUGGCUGGAGGAACGGCUGUUGACAAGAAAUCUGGGAAUGGAUACAGAGUUUUAAUUUUGUUUUAAUUUAGAAUGGAGAAUCAAAUAGUGUAAACUUUAAUGUGAUUCUUCCUGUGAAAUGCAGACAAUGUUACUACACUAGUGUUCGCUUGUCAAAUCCAAACUAUUGGAAACCAUUUCACACCAGUUUAUACACUAUCAGUGAAAUGGCUGAGAAUAUUUUCUCUCAACAAAUUUAGUGAAUCUGAAGCAGUGUGCACAAGUUCCUUGAAUGAUUUAAAGGAAUAAAGCGGCACGAACAUGAAUGUAGUUAAAAGCAUCCUAAACCAGCGUAUACCAACUUUAUGGAAAGAUCCACAGGCCAGUAUGUUGUGGGUUAUACAGGACCCUUUUGUCUCUUUGUUUUUAUGGUGCAAUCACCACCUUCUGUUAGAAACCAUCAAACCAGACUUUCCUUUUGCAGAUUCUACUUUGUACUGUAACUUUGGGCUUCCCAGUAAUUCACCCAUUGUUUCCUACAUAUUCAUGUGGCUCCUAAUCCCUCAAUGAUUUCCCGUGAAUUGGAGUAUAAUGUCAGCUCCCUACUGUUGUUUGCUCUAUUUGCUUGUGUGAUAUUAAAGCGGGUUGUAUAUUGCAAUCUUUGACAUGAACCUCUACACUGUUUGAGUAGUUAUCAGAUGACAUGGCAGUGACAUACUUGUUUUAAUUUGUCAGGUUUUAAACCAACCCUUGAACAGUCCUUGGGACUGUUUUGUUCUUAUGAAAUCCUUAUGUCUGUUUUAGGAAUGUUAUCUGGAUGCUUUGAGAAUGUAUUCAGUUUAGCUUGCCACCUGCUUUGAUGUUCAUUCCUUUUGUUUCUUUGUCAUCACCGGAUUUGUCAAUCCAAAACACAUUGUAUGACAAUCAUGCUGUCAACUAGCUAGUCGUGGUUGAAACAUUGUGCAAAAACUUUGUUGUUUGACAGGCUUUAUGAUUUCUUUCUCUUGAUUUUAUCAUGAAAUUUCAUUUUCCCAGUUUAGCUAUUAUGAAAUUUACUCUAAUUCCUGUCAGGGAAUAUCUUUGCUGUAUACUUCGUUUUGACCAAGGUGAUAAUUUAUAGAACUUAUUACGUUGAAUGCAAAUUCAGCAAUCGUUUUUGAUAAUAUAGCCAGGGCUGUGCUUCGAACUAGAAACAUGGUAUUGUAAAACAAUACUGUGGGAAUUAAUGGAAAAUAACCAAAAUUAAAAUUUGACACAUUUUGGGAUGGUACCCUCUGCCUUCCUCCUUUUAGGGCAUUCAUAUUCUCACUAUGAAAAAGUGCACUAAAGAUACAUUGACUUAACACUGAUGCAAGCCAACAGUCUGGUUUACAGCCAUGUUAAGUUAGCCGGUCUGAAGUUGAAAUAGGCCCUGCAUAAAUGACUGUCCUAUUUGCAGUAAAGAUUAACAAAGACUCUUUGCAGUGUACAUCAUUUCUUGUAAAAUUUUAAAAUCAAUAAAGUUUGCUUCUGAGA
Messenger RNA from Esox lucius (northern pike), 6436 nucleotides. RefSeq names its product UPF1 RNA helicase and ATPase. Lineage: Eukaryota; Metazoa; Chordata; Actinopteri; Esociformes; Esocidae. Gene Ontology annotation, biological process: nuclear-transcribed mRNA catabolic process, nonsense-mediated decay. Gene Ontology annotation, cellular component: cytoplasm. The record is from RefSeq and is a predicted model, not a curated record. Bases 242 to 3565 code for a protein of 1107 amino acids. The transcript has 24 exons. Gene Ontology annotation, molecular function: hydrolase activity; RNA helicase activity; ATP binding.